Messenger RNA from Morone saxatilis (striped sea-bass), 1179 nucleotides. It is a transcript of the gene ndufs2, whose product is annotated as NADH:ubiquinone oxidoreductase core subunit S2. NCBI's taxonomy places the organism in Eukaryota, Metazoa, Chordata, Actinopteri, Moronidae. Gene Ontology annotation, biological process: mitochondrial electron transport, NADH to ubiquinone. The record is from RefSeq and is a predicted model, not a curated record. Gene Ontology annotation, molecular function: quinone binding; NADH dehydrogenase (ubiquinone) activity; NAD binding.
GCUCUGCCCUACUUUGACCGUCUGGACUAUGUUUCCAUGAUGUGUAAUGAGCAGGCCUACUCUCUGGCUGUGGAGAAGCUGCUCAACAUCCAAGCUCCACCCCGUGCACAGUGGAUCAGAGUUCUGUACGGAGAGCUGACUCGCCUCCUGAACCACAUCAUGGCCAUCACCACACACGCCCUCGACAUCGGUGCAAUGACUCCUUUCUUCUGGAUGUUCGAGGAGAGAGAAAAGAUGUUUGAGUUUUAUGAGCGAGUGUCCGGGGCCAGAAUGCACGCUGCGUACGUCAGACCUGGCGGUGUUCAUCAGGAUUUGCCCCUUGGCCUGAUGGACGACAUCUAUGAGUGGUGCAAGAAUUUCUCCAUCAGAAUCGAUGAAGUUGAAGAGAUGUUGACCAACAAUCGUAUCUGGAAGAAUCGUACUGUGGACAUCGGGGUGGUUACUGCUGAGGAGGCCCUCAACUACGGCUUUAGUGGGGUGAUGCUGCGAGGGUCUGGCAUCAAGUGGGACCUGAGGAAGUCUCAACCUUACGACAAGUAUGACGAAGUGGAGUUUGACGUCCCUAUCGGAAGCAACGGAGACUGCUAUGACAGGUAUCUGUGCAGAGUUGAAGAGAUGAGGCAGUCCCUGUGGAUCAUGCACCAGGCGCUCAACAAGAUGCCAGAAGGAGAGAUUAAGGUGGAUGACGCCAAGGUCGCCCCACCAAAGAGGUCUGAGAUGAAGAUGUCAAUGGAGUCUCUGAUCCACCACUUUAAACUGUACACAGAGGGCUACCAGGUCCCCCCAGGGGCCACAUACACAGCUGUGGAGGCACCCAAGGGAGAGUUUGGUGUUUAUUUGGUAUCAGACGGCUCCAGCAGACCCUAUCGCUGCAAGAUCAAAGCUCCUGGAUUCGCUCACUUGGCUGGUCUGGAUAAAAUGUCCCAAGGACACAUGCUCGCUGAUGUGGUGGCCAUUAUUGGUACACAGGACAUAGUGUUUGGCGAGGUUGACCGUUAACGCGAUGCUGCUCAUGUUUUUGCCCCAAGAGGAGCAUUCAUUCUCUCCUCCCCACAUCUGUUAGUCAGGUUCUCUUCCUGUUCACUAUCCGCUGUAGUGAGGCUUUUGACAGAUGACUCUGCUCAUAGUCAGUGAUGUACAAUGUCCAAAUAAACCUAAUAAAUAUUUUAUCACCGAACA